AUGUUCUCAGAUUUUUUAGCAAAAGCAGAAAUAAUCGAUGUUCGCAAGUUUGCAUUUGACUUAUGUGAUGCAAAUCUUUUUGAAUAUGCAAGAAAUUGUUUAAUGAGACUUUGCGAAAAUGAUAAUGAGCUUACUAUCGAAGAUGUUAACGCAAUCAGUAGAAUUUGCAAAGGAAAAAUGGACGAAUACAGAAAAGCAUGGAAGAGUAUCUACUUAACAGAGCAAAAAGAGCGUGGUAAAGGUCGUGAUGAUCGUUCAACCCCACUUCUAGAUUACAGAAAAUCAAUUGAAAGCAAUAUUUCUAACUUCUCAAAGGAGAUUAUUGAUAUGAUACAAAAAUCGCUUAUUAAUCGAACAACAGAUACUUCAAUCCGCGGAUUAUUGUACAGAAUGAUUGGCGAUUACUGGAGAUACUUAGCAGAAAUCCAAAGAGGAUACGAGCGUAGAGAAUCCACCAGCAAAGCCAAUGCCGCUUAUCAAGAAGCAGAAGAUUUGAUUGUUGCCUGCUGCGGACCAGCUGCUGCUAUCAGGCUUUCUCUCAUGUUGAACAUGGCUAUAUUUAGAUUUGAAAUAUAUUCAGAACCUGAUGAGGCACUUAAAAUUGCACAGAAAGCUUACAACGAAGGUAUUGCUUCUGUUGACUCCUUGCAUGACGAACAAUAUAUGGAUUCAAUUCUUUUAUUGCAGAUGCUUCAUAGAACUAUUGUCUCAUGGCAACAGAAUAAGUAA
Molecule: messenger RNA, 729 nt
Organism: Trichomonas vaginalis G3
Lineage: Eukaryota; Parabasalia; Trichomonadida; Trichomonadidae
Product: protein domain specific binding
Exons: 1
Coding region: 1-729 (242 amino acids)
Biological process (GO): signal transduction
Cellular component (GO): cytoplasm
Source: RefSeq, a predicted model, not a curated record